GUGAGAGGGUGAUAGUCAAAGAGGGGCAGAGGAGCUAAACUGCCUGAUAGGGAGGAAGCCAGUGGGUUAAAUGAGCAAGAGAUGGAGUUAAAGUAAGGGGAAGAGAAGAGAAAGAGGAAGAACAGUUCACCCUGGGAUGACUGUGAACUAGAAUAGUACAGCUGAUAGGGGAGGAGAGCAAGAAAGACACGUUCCCAAUAAUGGCGAGCCUUCCCAAAGAGCCGCCUGAGGAUGUUGUGAAACAGAGCUUCUGGAUGCCGAGGAAUUAUGCACACACCGUGCACCGGACUGAUCAGUCUUACCAGGCCUGCAACGAUAUUGUGGCCUGUUUCACUGAGAGGGCCAAGGUUGAAAAGCAGUACGCUCAGCAGCUCAACCAGUGGAGCAGCAAAUGGAAGUCUAUAGUGGAUUCUCGGCCACUUUAUGGCUCCCUCAUGAGGGCUUGGCAGUGCUUCUUUACCUCCACCGAGCGUCUGUCGGCCCUCCACUCCUCAAUCUCCCAGUCCCUCGCCGCGGAGGAAGGUGACCGGGUGAAGACCUGGCAGAAGGAGACCUUUCCGAAAAAACUCUUUUGUGGGUUCAAGGAGAGCCACGACAACGACACAAGUUUUUCACGUGCGCAGAAACCUUGGUCGAAAAAGCUGAUGAAGCUGGAGAAGGUCCGAGUUGCGUAUCACAAAUCCUGUCAGAGGGAACAAACAGCCAUCGACAAAGAGAAACAAGCAAACGAUAACUCUGAGAUGAGUCCAGAGAAAAAGCAGAAGAUUACAGAGGCGAGAGAGAAGGCCACAGAGGAGAAAGAAAAGGCUCGAGACCGCUAUGAGAAAAUGCUGGAGGAUGUAACAUCCUACACACCUCGCUACAUGGAGGAAAUGGAAGCCAUUUUUGAACAGUCGCAAGAGGAGGAGAGGAAGAGGAUCAGCUUUCUGAAGCAGGCCUUCCUCUCCAUCCACAGACAUCUUGACAUCACCAACAACGAGAGUGUGAAGGCAGUGUACAGUGAACUCCACCACACUCUGAUGUCCAUCGAUGAGCAGGAUGAUCUCAAAUGGUGGAAGAACAACCGUGGCCCCGGGAUGCCCACUAACUGGCCAAAGAUUCAGGAAUGGGUCCCACCAGUCAAAAAGCUAAAAAGAAAGAAGAGAGACCAGAAAGGGAAAGAGAGCCAACCUGUAAUGAUCGGGGGAGUGAAGGUGCGAGCUCUGUACGACUACGUGGGAGAGGAGGGUGAUGAGCUGUCCUUUAGAGGAGGUGAAGUGUUCCUGAAAGUCGAGGAGGAGGAUGACCAGGGUUGGUGUCGAGGAGUCCUGAGCAGUGGGAAGGAGGGCUUCUACCCCGCUAACUAUGUUGAAGUUGUCGAGUGACAUCGCACCGUCCAAAAUAUUAUGUUCUAAACCUCUAGAGUUACUUUUUAAAUCUUCGAAAAAUAACAUUUAUCAUUUAACGUCUAAGAUGUUGUCACACUUAUUCUGAGUUCCUGUAAAAUAUAAUUUGUCCUCAAUCAUUUUUGUUAACAUGUUGUUAAGGCCUUAAUAUUCCAACCUCCUGGUUUGAGUACAUCUGCAAUAUGAAUUAAUUUAUCAAAGAUGAGAGUGUACUAUUUGUGCAAGAGCUGUAUGUGUGAGUAUGUAUGUGUGUGUUUGCAUGCAUGUGUGCACAUCAAGACGAAACAAAAGAGAACAAGAAAGGAUAUUUAUUUACUGUCAUCUUGUCCAAGUCUAAGUUUGUCCAGGCACAGGUUUACAAUAAUGUGUGCACAUCCACAAGGUUAAUGUUUACUUAAUAAGCAUCACGUAGAAGCACACAGAAGUUAUUCUGCCUGAGAGAGUGGAUUUUCAAAUAAUAAAAGUAUGAUUGUUUUGCCUCUAA
Scomber scombrus (Atlantic mackerel) is the source of this 1869-nucleotide messenger RNA. RefSeq names its product protein kinase C and casein kinase substrate in neurons protein 2-like. Lineage: Eukaryota; Metazoa; Chordata; Actinopteri; Scombriformes; Scombridae. Gene Ontology annotation, biological process: cytoskeleton organization; plasma membrane tubulation; regulation of endocytosis. The transcript is spliced from 10 exons. The coding region runs from base 201 to 1364 and encodes 387 amino acids. The record is from RefSeq and is a predicted model, not a curated record. Gene Ontology annotation, molecular function: protein binding; phospholipid binding. Gene Ontology annotation, cellular component: cytoplasm; endosome; plasma membrane.